CUUGCGUUGAUGCGAGCUUGGUCAGACAAGGACGUUGGUAACCUUCCCACGAGGCUUUGCGGUGCUAAAAAGCUGAUGGGUAAUGUAGUCCUUUGACAGUCGAAAUACCGGAAGUAGUGGAUAUUGGCUAUCUGGGGAGGGGAAAUUCAACAGAUUGAACAACCGAAAAAUUUCCCUCAUUCUCCAAUCCGAUUGUUCACAGAUGACGUCACUCGACGCGUAUCUGACUGCCGGGUGGGCGUAUCUUAAACGCCAUGCACGCAGCCUUGCCGUCCUGUUGCUCCAAGGCCACACUGGGCUGCUGCUGAGCUGAGCUAAGCUGAGGGGCGUUGGAGGCAAUUCAGUCAUCUUCUGCUUGGACUGAGGAUGCACCGAGGGAGCUGAGGCGGAUUCUCUCAAGCCACACACAAGCCCGCCUGACACACACAUCCAGAGCUGCUGCUGCUGCUGCUGCUACUGCUGCUGCGCAUUGCCCUCCAUCAGGGAGGACUCCAUAGUUGGCCUGGACCAUGAGCUAUGAGUCUACUGUUUGGAACAUCCUACCAGAAAACUCCACAGAGGUACCACUCAAGACGGAGGAACAGCAAGAUGGCUAUGUGCUUCUCCUGGUGAUCCUCUCAAUCUUACUCGUGGGGACGUUGAUCUUUGUCUCCAUCCUCCUCAUCACCUGCCGCCGUUGCUGCCGAGGAGGUCAAUGUUGCGUCAGUGGCAGCGAUGACGCCGAGAAAACCAACGCCACAUACACAGAGGAGUGUCAGCCCACCCAUGAAAUCACCAUUCGGGUGGAUGAGUCCGACUGCCUGUCCAUGGCCAGCUCUCACGAUCAAGAGACAGAGCGCUUCCUCUCCACUGGCACCAUGGGCCGGCGAGUCUCCUUCAACGAGGCGGCGCUCUUCGAUCACAGCAAGAAGCCCCAGGAGAAAGGUCGCAGAUACACACUGACCGAGGGUGACUUUCACCACCUAAAGAACGCGCGGCUCACACACCUCCACAUCCCGCCCCCGGCGCUCAAGAUAGUCACCAUCCAUGAGUGCGACUCAGCGGAAAACACAAUCGCCAUGACAACGCGCCCUGUCGCCAAGUCAGCACUUUCCAUCUUCCAGCCAAUGCUGUGCCCCCUGCCUCAAACUGCACUGACCAGCCUGAGCACCAUUUCCAGCUGUGCACUCCCUGGAGAUACCCUGAACUCAACUGUGGUGGACACAAGCUUGAGUGUGAAUACUACUGCUAAAGCCAAUGGAAGCUCUAUGGAGAUGAUAACAGUAGGGCCCCACGACCAACGCUGCAGUGUCGGUGCAGGAGAAGGGGCUCCACCCAUGAGCGGUGUCACUUCUGUAGGCAGCGGUGCAGCCAGCCAGGGUCCAGUACAGCAGUUCUUUACCAAACUGCGGCGCCAUGCUAGUCUGGAGGGGUCCAGUCCUUAUUUCAAGAUCAAGAAAUGGAAGCUGGACAGCAGCCAGAGGGCUUCAAGUCUGGAUAUGAGAGGCUCACCAAAGAGAAGACAGUUCCAGCGCCAACGGGCCGCCAGUGAGAGCAUGGACCAGGACGACAAUGACGCACACCACAUUGACCUCAUCCAGUACAUCGCCCGCACCCAAGACAUCCCCUUUUGUCCUGGUCGGCCUGUGCUGUCACCUCCAUCGGCACCACCCCCUUCCCUCGGCAGGGUAGAGGUAGAGGUGAUUGUGGAGCCCAGCUGCAGCCACACUGGACCAGGGGUGAUUGGCUUGUCCCCUGAUCCUCAAGAUGAAGCGCUUUCCCUGGGGACAAGGGAAAGCGCAGAGCCUCUUGAUCUCCCGGAUCCCCAGACACUUUACAGAGACAUUUGGACAUUACGUGCAUCACUAGAACAAUAUGCUGCCUCUGACCAAAGCAGCAACAAUGACAGGAACUCCGUCUGCAGUGAUGCUGAGAGUGUGUGUACAGAAAAAGAAAGAGAAGGGCUCCCCAGCUUCUUAUCGCAGGAUUUAGGGGAUGAGAUAGAAGGUGGAGAGGAUGACAAGGAGCUUUUUGCGUACAUGGAUGAGACAUCGGGGGCAAAGUGGGUAAGAAGUAGGAAACAACAAAGUACAGAAUCAGAGAGAGGUGGGAGCGACAGCGAAACAGGGACUCGUAAAUUGCUGCAAAUGGAUAGCGGUUAUGCAUCUAUAGAGGCCCCCUCUCGUGGUCCUGAAGAGGUGCGCAUGUUUGGAAGCACCAGCCCAAAGGAGAGAACAGCCCAUGAAAAAAGGCAUCACUUCACCAAGGCAGGCCGAUCUUGUACAAUUGGUGAGAGCUUUGAGUCUCACCUCUAUGAGGAGGAGCCAGACGAGGAGCUAUUGCUGGGUGCCACUGGAGGGGUUUCGGUAAAGGGCGUCGGUCCACAGAGUUGGUUUCCAUACGGUCAGAUGCUCACUCCUCGGGAGACUUCACAACCUUCCACUCAACCAUUGACUAUACACCGGAGAGACUACAGCAUCGAUGAGAAAACUGAUGCACUCUUCAACGAGUUUCUCCGUCAUGACCCUCAGUUUGACCAGCAGGAGUCGCCAUUAAGGAAGCACCGGUCCAGAAUCCACCUUCGCAAGCAGUGGCAACGGCACAAGCAGUGGAGUGACCCUGGUGUCAGACAAUUACACUCCUCAUUUGAGAGACAACGAACUCCCCUACGGAGGGGUGACAGUGUGAACUACCCUCUCGACACGAGUUAUCAUAGCAUGCUCCCCCGCAUUGUCAGCACACCCGAUGAGGAAACCAGCGACGCUUCUGAGACUCCAAAGGUAGAGCCUACAACUACUAUAGAGGAUUCUGGAAAGGAGAAAGACCAGGGAGAGAAUCAGAUGAAAGACGAAGGGUUAAGUGAACAUCCGGAGCCUCAAGAGGACAGCAAACAACCCGGACUCACCUCAGAACACCUGGAUGAACAGUCACCCCUUCAGCCACCCAAGUCCUCUGGCUACGGCCCACAAACCAUCACUGCAGAACUCACGGACAAACUGAUGGCUAAUCUAGACGAGAGGUUAUACAUGGGCCUUCGAAGGACCAAGGACACAGCAGAGUGUUUGACGGUGACGGCUACGCACGCUUCUCCAGACCACAGCCCAGUGUAGCCACUCAUCCUCAUUGACCACCUCAAAGCUGCUGAUACACACUGACUCAGUUUUGCCUUUGUUUUGAUGAAUCGGGCCCACAGUGAAUUGAAAGUUCUCCCAAAUAAACCAAGCAGUACAGUUCAGUUCAACACGGUACGGUUUGGAAACACGUCAUUCAAGUGUGUCACCCACCAGUUUGAAUCCACUCUUUGGCCACGUUUUGGCACAUUUUACCUCUACCAUUUUCAGACUGAAGUGACUAUUCUGAAAACCAAUUGAUUGACAGUUCUACAUCUGGUGCCAUCCUACCACUAUUGAACAAUACCUUAGCACUGCAGUUGGUACACAUAAAGUCAAUUUUAAGGUAGAUGUGAAAAAUUGUGUGCCGUACCAAAUUGAGUCAAAUUCUACUGCUUGGUGGUAAUGUGGCUAUAGUUCCUACAGGCGUCGUCAACAUUGACCAAUCAUUUCUGUUCCUGUUUCCUAGUUGUUUUCCUAAUCAAAUGUUGAUGCUAUGGACCGGUGCAGCUUCUGUGCUUGAUGGUCACCUGUGAAUUUAAGUUCUUAUAGACACUAAGUAGAACAGUACAGAUGAAGACCGAGUUAUGACCAUAUGUUAUUACAGAAUAAGGUAUUUUUAUCACUGUUUAUAAAAAUUCUGAGCUUUUCAAUCCUGCUGAAUUUUUGGGACCCAAAUACAGAACUAUAGAAACGGUCGCAUAUAGUUACCUCUGACUCCCCCUUGAGCCAGCAUAUCUUUUGCGCAGUGCAGUUUGUGGUUAAACUUGUUUGUUUCGAUUGUCAAUUGAGACUCUGGCAUUCUUUGGUUUUGUACUUGACUGUAAACGGUAGCGAGCCUCCAGUAUUUUUCCCACCGCUAUCAGUUGCAGUCGACAAUGCUAAUUUUUUUCCACGUGUACUUACCUAGCAUGCUAAUAUUUCUCUAAUUAGAGUUCAUAGAAGGUUUUCUCCAGGUACUCCGGUUUCCUCCCACAUUCUAAAAACAUGCAUGUUAGGUUAAUUCACUCUAAAUUGUCCAUAGGUAUGAAUGCGAGUGUGAAUGGUUGUUUGUCUUUAUGUGCCUGGCUGGCGACCAGUCCAGGGUGUACCCCGCCUAUCGCCUGAAGUCAGCUGGGAUAGGCUCCAGCAUACCCCCGCGACCCUAAUUAGGAUAACCAGCAUAGAAAAUGGAUGGAUGUAUGAAGUUCACAGAAAGCCAUGUCCUUGUUUUAAAAGAGUGUUGAUUCAGAUUCAUAAGAACAGUACACUUUAUCCCAAAAUAUGCUUCAGUGUUGUUAUUCAGGAGUAGGUGAAAUAUAUUUUUGUUUGUGAGUGUAAUAACUCAAUCAUAUUUACUAAGCUAGGAAGGACUGUGGACAACAAUCAUGUGCUGGGACGUUUUGGGACAGCAGUGAGAUAGGGGAGUUGCUCUCACGGAUGCUUGCAGUUUUUAUUGGAUUGAUUUAUAUGAAAGGCAUGAUGUCUACUGCAUGAGGCUGAAAACAGAAAAGUCUUUAUUCGCCUUGUUUUUCCGUCCGUGCGUCCUUGUCUUCUCCUGAGAAAGUCUACUGCGCUUCCCCAAAGGGGAGGGGACUGGUACUAUUUAUAUUGCUUUUAAUUUAUGUAACUUAUAAAACCCAGCUGACAAAGAUGCUAUUUAUAGUUAUAUCCAUGUUUUUCACAUGGCUAAGUAAAUAAAGCAUUGCUAGAUUUGCAAAGAACACACAAUCACCAGAGUGAUUGAAUUUAGGAUCGCUUUCUGUUGCUCCUAGAUCUCAGCAGCAGCAGCUUGAUUAUAGGUCUGUUUUUGCUGAUAAAACACCAUUCCCCGGGGCUUUCCGCCUCGUGUGCAGCGAGGGGAGCCUCCGCAGAGCGUGGUGGUGAAUAUAAAUCAAUAAAUCAUAACAGCAGAGGGGAAGCCCUCGUUUCAUAUCUCCCCCCCCAUGCUUGCAGAGGCUCUUCUCUUACAUCGCAGUGAAGCAACAGUUCAGAGUUGAAAUAAUGUUGAAAAUAAUGUUUGUUGGUUCUAGCGAUACGGAUUUCCAUUAUGGAGGCCCAUACGAUAUGUAUGUUGAGACAUUGCCCGUCAUACAAAACAUUCAUGUUAUAUAUUAAGUCGCUGCUUCGGUGCAACGAUCCAAUACGAUUCACUUCAAUGGCCAUGCAUUGACAUACAGUGUGCUUAAAUUGCAAUAUGAUAUGAUUCACUUCAGUUACGAUACGAUACUGUACGAUAUGAUUCACUUCAGUUACGAUACGAUACUGUACGAUAUGAUUCACUUCAGUUACGAUGCAAUACGAUUCACAUCGAUUAAGCAUACAUUAACAAUCUGAUACGGUACAAUAUGAUUCACAUUGAAUUGCAAUUCAAUGUGGUACGAUACCAUUCACUCCAAUUACAUUCACUUCAAUUUAGGAUGCAUUACGAUACGAUUAUUCCAAUCACGACAUGGCUCAGGUGGUAGGGCGGUCGUCUCCCAACCAGAAGGUUGCGGGCUUGAUCCUCCCGGUAACGUGUCGAAGUGUCCUUGGGCAAGAUACUGAACACCCAGUUGCUCCUGAUGCCGCUUCAUCAGUAGGUAGAUGUCCUAGCUGUGUCAAAGCGCUUUGAGUGCCUUGGAGGUGGAAAAGCGCUAUACAAGUGAAAGACCAUUUACCGUUUUACGAUCAUGGUACAAUAGAUUUCAUUCGGAUUACGAUACAAUCUGAUACGGUACAAUACAACGGUUCACUUGAUUUACAAUUCAAUGUGGUACGGUAACCGAUUAUUCCAAUCACGAAAUGAUAAGAUUGACUUUCAUUGCGAAGCAUUACAAUAUUUUUCACUUACAGUGUGAAUUUCGAUGUACUGCGAUAUGAUUCACUCGCUAAAAUUGUAUGAUGUGUGCUGCAAAUGGCCCCCCCAGGCCAGUCUUUGGACACGCUUGCCUUAUACUGAGGUUUAUCUCAGAAUUGUGAGGAAGUAGAAUGGUUUCUUCUACACAAAGAACACAAACCAAUCACUUAAAUGAGGCUCAUCUCUCUCUUUUGAUUGAGCUCUACUGUGAGGAUGAUACUUCUUUUCCUGACGGCCCAGAUUAGAUAGUUCUCCUGCUAAGUCUCCUUUCGAGGGUUGAGUGGACUCAGAGGCUCAUUAGGACAAGAGUGGCUCAGAUGGAAGGAAGUGAUUUCACCCCACCCCCAUUUUAUUAUCACACAAUUCAGAGAUGUUUCAAUGUCGCCAACGAACAAAUAUCUUAUAAGUAGGGAUGCUCCGAUAAGGGUUUUAUGCUACCAGUCAUCCAGGACUGAAAUCUGCCGAUACCGAUCACAUGGAUUAAUUAUACAUGUUUCUAUUUAUUUAUGAUGAGUGCUAUUGGCCAGGGGUGCUGUAUAUAGUGGAAAAGUCAGGACAAUUCUAGGUCCCCUGACUGCCAGGGAGCCCAAAAAUAAAAUUUCUAGUUAAGUAGGGGGACAAUGCGGUGUCUUCUACUGCUGAGAAAGGCCGGUCAUCUCGGCCGAUCAAUUCAAUUAUUUUUCGGGUUAUUUGCUUAGCCUUCUGACUGUCACGCACAUACGGGCGAUAUACGUGUUUUGGCACGCCUGCGUACUGUGAAAGAAAGCGGGAGGACGCUUCCCUAGACGUUAGGGCAAGACACUGCACUCCACACAGGGAUCGCUGCAGGCCGCAAUAGUGCUAGCCACAGGUGGUCGGCUUUUGUGAUUGGUGUUGAAAGACAUUUAUCGGCACAUGCUUUCAGGGAAAGAAGCCGAUACUGAUUGGCGGCCAAUCGACCGGAGCAUCUGUACUUAUGAGUAAUCAGAAGAUGGAAAUGUAUGACUGCUUUCAAGUCAAGUUCGGGUGAUUCAUCUGAGACCACAAUAGUCACUCAUCAGAUACUCAAGUCUUCUUUCUGGUAAAAAGGAGAAGGCAGAGACAUGAAUGUCCAUUGAUUCCGAAGGUGGAAGAAACAACCGCAACAAUACUAAGAAUGCUGAUGUUAUAAUGAUGACAAAUGAGAUGGAAGAUGCAAAAAAUGUAGCAGGAAAUCAUACUGAUUGUCAAGCGAUAAGUAAAAUGUUUACAAUUUUACAUCCUGACACAAAAAUAUAGAAUAAAACUAAAAGCAAAGUAAAGUAAGAGUAGUCACCCUUUGAAGACACACAUAAGGUUUUUACAGAGCAAGCCUGCCAUCUAGUUGUGUUUUAUUGUGUUGGAGAGCAAAAAGGAAGGCAUUUGUAGAGCGAUACAGUCGCGUAUUCUAUUCUUAUUCUAUGUUUAUCACUGGAGUUAAUACUAAUAUGUAAUUAUUAUUAUUUAAUAUUCAUAUUUAAUUGUAUUGUACUCAGCAGCCAGACUGACAGUUUGAUGUCCGGUUCUAUGGUUCUUAUCACACUUUUCAUCUAUGGCAUCACUGGUAUCCGUCUGUGGUGACUUUUCAAAAAAGCCCAAGAAAAAGCAAAGCCGGCUACUGGAUUUCAUCAUUAUUAGACACACUUUCAUGAAAACUUCGGUAAACUUGAUUUGGUUACAAUUGUACUACUUUUAGAGGGUGUUCGAUUUCCACUGUAUGCAAUUUAAAAGUCGUUUGGUGCAUUCCAUUUUGUAAGAUUCCUUCAAAAAUAGAAAUUAAAAUAUGUCCAAGAAUUAACAUUUUGGUGAGUAUGCUAGCGGAGCUGUCGAAGGCAUUGAUACACACCGCAUAUGUCUGCAUGAGAGCUAACAUUUUAGUACAAAAUGAUCACAUUAAUGACGGUCAUCUCUGUGCAUUCCUUGCUUUGUUAGUUAAAUGUUUCUUUCGUCCAAAAAGGACAAAAAAAGAGUUUUCUGAACAAUUUAGCUUUUAGAGCCUGGAGGGACCAAAUCGCACACAAAGUGUUGUUUUAUUUUAGAGCUGUGUUUUUUUUUUCUUCCUCAAUCUGUGAAUAAAGGAUUUGAGCAAAAUGCAGUUCUGACCUUUUCUUUAUAAGUGAGAACAGAUCAGACACCACUUGUUCCCCUCCCAUCAAUCUUUACUUGUAUCCUUAUUUUUGGCGUCUCCUUCCAAUUUCCCGCCGAGUUAAUUGACAAAACAGGACAGCCUCUGUGAUGCAUUUAAAAUGGGUUGUUUUUCAAUUCUAAGUUAAGUAAGUCCGUUUACACAGCUGGAGGGCUGAGUUCGAUUGGUGGGGAAAUAAAAGGGCGUGGUAUGUUUGGACAGGUGUGCCCUCUGUCAGCGAGUCACACCUGUCUAAAACAAACAAGCCCGAGGGUUUAUCAAACAACCAGCCACACUAGCUUAGUGACAUGGCAAUUAAGCUUAGUUACCUUGUUUUUUAGAGCCCUACUUUCCUGAUCCUUGUUUCCUUGUUUUCGCAUUAUGUAAUAAUCGUGCAGUAUGUAAUAACGUAAUACAUUU
This is a messenger RNA of Dunckerocampus dactyliophorus (ringed pipefish), 8449 nucleotides long. It is a transcript of the gene cbarpb, whose product is annotated as CACN subunit beta associated regulatory protein b. Gene Ontology annotation, biological process: negative regulation of calcium ion-dependent exocytosis; negative regulation of voltage-gated calcium channel activity. The transcript is spliced from 12 exons. The coding region runs from base 510 to 3089 and encodes 859 amino acids. The record is from RefSeq and is a predicted model, not a curated record. Lineage: Eukaryota; Metazoa; Chordata; Actinopteri; Syngnathiformes; Syngnathidae. Gene Ontology annotation, cellular component: secretory granule; plasma membrane. Gene Ontology annotation, molecular function: transmembrane transporter binding.